Molecule: messenger RNA, 2148 nt
Organism: Lachancea dasiensis
Lineage: Eukaryota; Fungi; Ascomycota; Saccharomycetes; Saccharomycetales; Saccharomycetaceae
Source: the annotation of a GenBank genome assembly
AUGCCCUCUGGAACGGAGCUUAAAGCCGACCACAACGAUCAUGUGCCGAGUGGUAAUGCUCUAGAGCACGUUUCUCCCAAUUCCAACGGGAAGCCGAAGCCUGUUGGCGCAGAAACGCGUGGACCCACUUUAAGCGCGCAGUCCAGCUCGCCACAGCCGAAUUCCGAUGCGGAUUUGGAAACAGCGAAACCCACAUCCGCCCCGCAAAACACGCCAGAACAGAGUCCGGAUUCUGGCUACUUGCAAUCCGUGCAAGCACGGGCCUACGGCACGAAGAACGAUGGUCGCUUGGCCGCUGAACAAGCGUUGCCGCCCCGUUUUAUGCACGGCGACCCGAGUAUGGCACUUCCCGCGGAUCCUGUAGUGGAUAAUGGGCUUGCACUCCAAGGUCCCAACGCUCGAGAGCGCUCCCAAUCGCCCCGAACCCUCAACGUCGAUCACCCCAGUCAAAUCACCCAAUAUCAGGAGUCGGAACCGCGGACAGAGAUCAUAUCCGACGACUCUAGAGCCGCGGUCAUUAAAAACGAGGUGGGCGGUUAUUUGGGCGCACCACAAGCUACCAUCAGUGUCACCAGCAACGAGGCCGAGCUCGGCCAUGACUCUAAGCCCAAACCACCCGUUCCCGCUUCCCACAAAUCGCGUUCGUUGUCUACGUCCUCUUCAACAUCUGCCUCCUCCACAGUCACAACUGUGUCUGCACCUGCGACGGAAUCAGUCCAGUUACCCACCAUUUCGUCGCUGGUUUCGUUUCCAAGCUCGACUGAGGCGAGACAUGCGUCGCCAAAUUCGAUCCUAACAAGACGGAAUGUUUUCGCGACUUCUGCGUCGCGGCACUCUACAUCAAAUACCGACAAGCUUCCGCCUAGAGGGUUCAGUUUCAGUGGUGUUGGCAGCGGCACCAGUCCGCUGGUGCCCUCCGCCGAUCGUACAUUUCUUACUCCUCAUCGGCUAAGUUUCAACACCAGCCGUCUGGUCACAGAUCCGCAUGUAACAUUGGACAAUAACAAAAAGAUUAACAUCUCUUCUCUGUUGAACUCACGCGGAGAAGAUAUGUAUACGCUACGGUCUCGGGAACAAAUGAGUUCUUCACCAGCUUUCCAAGGGCUCCUGGGGAGUGGGGAACUUCAAAACGAUGGUGAGGGAAACGAUGAGAAUGAUAAUUCCGAUCAGCACAGGCCGUCGUCGAACGGUGAGCGAGAGUUCAAGACUGAAGCAUCUGCAGUUGCGAUCGUGCCACCACCAGCAACACAACCCCAGCGGAUCAAAUCCAAGCUUGAUGACAUAAGGUCUCGUGUGCUAUUGGAUCCAAAUAUUGAUCCACUCCGAUCGAGCCACUUAGACACGUCCUCGUCCCCUCGCGCAGAUGAUGAUAUUGCAGCCGCAGGAGCCGCGGCUGCUAUCAUUACCAAGAUGCGUUCCUCACCUUAUGCUACGAAUGAGGAGGCUUCUCACUCAAGUCGGCCUGGUUCUGCGAGCUUCAGACAUUAUAUGCGACCCGUGGUUCGUAUAAAUCACCGGGAAUAUGAACCAGAUGACAGUGACGAAAGUGCAGUCAUCGAGGAUGAUACCGAGGACGAAUCCUACGACGAGAUGCCCAACCGCGAUUCGGACAAAAUCAGUUGGAAUAAAAGCGGCAUGAAGAAAAGAGUUACAAGGCGCCAAUCCGCGCCAUCGGCAAACGUGAAGCGCCGGCAGGCUAGCUACCCAGAAGAAACGUCUGACAGAACGAAAGGCUCUCGCCAUUCUUCUGUGUCAUCUUCCUCGAACGUAACUUCCCUACUGUCAGCUGCCAAACUGUUAGGCAAGGAGCCGCGCACAUCUAAGGUCAAAAAUGAGAAAAAGAAACAACCGAGCCCGAGAGACUCAGAUGAUUCUGAAUCUUCUUCUCCAAAGGGUAACAAACCACGUCGCAAGAAUGCCGCGGGCUCAAGGUCGAGAAGCGGUUGCUGGAUCUGCAGACUUCGCAAGAAGAAAUGUACAGAAGAGAAACCAAGCUGUCACAAUUGCUUGCGGCUCAAUCUACAAUGCUUUUACGAUCACACGAAACCGGAUUUUAUAUCAGAUCCCGCUAAGAAACAUGAUAAACUUGAAGAAAUUAAGAAGAAGACCAAGGAAGCCAAGCGCGCGGCCAUGAGACGAAGACCAUGA